ACACCCUCGGCACCCGAGCCGAGCCGCGCCGACCACCACAUCGCGACGCGCACCAUCACCCCCGUGACUGUUUACUGUGAACCCCAUCAAGAUAUAGCUCCAGGAACCACUCAGUGUCGCGAUUUGUGCUAAAUCAGUAUCUGGUGAAAACAAACACAUCACACGGCAUUAGCGCAGGCGCGCCACUAGCGGACAUGAUGAGAGCGGCCAUCUUGGCCGAGGACGCACUUUCGCCUCGCCCCAGCUUCAAAGCUCGAUUUGAAAGUUCCAUAUAAGCCUCAAGGAACGAGCGAUGCGUCGUGGAACUGGACCCGCGGCGUGCGCCCUCUGAGGCCGCCCCGCGCCGCUAUCGAUCCGGUAGCGUCAUGGCGCCCGCGGAGUGAAUGCGGACAUCGGGACAGCGCCGCAGCCCCCGAACGCGAGCGGAGCGCCCGCCCAGUGAUAGUGCUAGAGUGGUCGCGCGGCAUGUGAGACAGAGUGUUGGCGUGGUUGGGAGGGCGCGCGGGCGGCGGCGGGCCCGGCUGACCGCGCGCCAUGGGCGAGGAGUACGCGCGCUCACCGUGCGAGCGCUUCCCGGCGACGGGCGCGUUCAGCGUGGCGCCGCCGGAGAGGCUCAGCCCGCCGCCGCCCGCGCCGCUGCCGGAUCGGUUCUCGGCGUCCCCGCGGCGGGUGCGCCGCUGUGCAGAGGCAGAGCGCGCGCGGCGGCCCCGAUAUGUGCCACCAGCAGCUCACGUGCCCGUGGAGCGUUACGUGCCGCGGCCGCCAGCGCCACUUCGGCCUCCACCACCGGUAUACUGCGGGCUGGCGUGCAGGCCGCCACCGCCAGCGCCGCGCAAGUGCUGCGGGCCAGCAUGUCGCGAGGAUAUCGCGGGCUCGCCGCCGCCGUCCCGCUACGUGGAGUACGUGGGCGCGGCGGCUGCUCGCAGGCUGGCCUGCACGCCACCACCACCACCACCACCUGCGCUGCAGCUGCCCUGCGAGCCACAGGAGCCCCCGUGCUGUGUACAGGCUCGCAGACGGCCACAACCACCACAUGAUUGGCGGUCAAGCGCGGGGCUACUGGCGCCGCAGCUGGCAUGCCAGUCAUCAUCACCAGCAGCGUCUGCGCCAGCGCCACCACUCCCCGCGCCUACGUCACCUCCCCGCGUCGUCUCCGCCCCGCCCGCGCCCACCCAACCACCCCCAGACCCCGCUCCCCAAGACCAGGAAGAUGGCGUCAGAUUACGGCGAACACAUACGGUUGCUGUACGAGACUACCUCAAAAGGGAAACGCAGACGUUUUUCGGCGUUCAGAGGGAUAAUGAGAGGGAACAAAGACGGCUGUGGUAUGAGAGGCGGAGGAGGCACGCGGCGCGGGCGCUCGGUGACCUCCGGCCCGACCUGCCACCGGAUCAUCAUCCUGAUGAUGAUGAUAUUAGUAUGUACGGAGCGUCGGGCGCAGCACCUAGGGAGGCGCGGGGGCGGGCGCGUGAGCGGCCCGACGUGUUGCCUGCGCCGGCGCCGCUCGAGGAGCCCGCGCCGCCCUCCCUCCCCCGCCCGGGAAAGGACAGUGUGGCGCGGCUCACGCUUACCGGGCUUUCUUAUGUUGUUACUGCGGUGACGCGGCGGUCGCGUCAAUCGACGUCGGCGCAGUGGUCGAGAUCAUUCCGCGGCACUGCGCCCAUGCACGAUGAAGUUGACGUCGAUGACGUGUUCUUCGCACCACCCACUUCCACCACGCCUCUGCAGCAUCAUGAAGAUGCUGAUACUGUUGACGGAUCUAAGGGGGCGAGAUCCCCAAUCGGUUCGACAGGCGUGGAGUAUAGAAGGCCGGAGCGGAGCGUGUCCUGGGGCGCGGGGGGAGCGCGUAUCCACACACCGAUGCUGGAACCUCUGGCUGACAACUCAAAUAGGCGACAAUUUGGCAUGGGCGUUGUUGGUAGAUUCUUUAGACGUUCGCUCCGCAAGUCGGUGGCACAUCAAGAAGAGGUAGCGCGUCAGCUGGACGAGCUGACGGACUACCGACCUUACUUUACGUGGUGGGUGAGCACAGUACAGACACUAGUGCUGCUAUUGUCACUCCUGUGUUACGGGUUUGGACCUGUCGGGUUCGGCAGGCACACACAUUCGGGACAAGUCUUGGUUAAGAGCUUGAGUUUACAGCAGGUCGAAUGGGAAGAACCAGCCUCAUUUUGGCUGGGACCUCGGGCAGCUGACUUAAUACAUUUAGGAGCUAAAUUCGCUCCAUGCAUGAGGAGGGACGCAAGGAUAGCGAGGGCAAUAGCCGCUUCAGCUAGGAGAGAAAGAGACACAGCAUGCUGCAUACGAAAUGAUGAUUCAGGAUGUGUGCAGUCCUCUAAGGCUGAUUGUUCGAUAAGAGGAUUAAUAUCAAAGAACACGAUCUCGACGUGGAAGAAAUGGUCAUCGGGAGAGUCGGGGCCUGGCGGUCGGAUAUCAGGGUCCGUUUGCGGAUUAGAUCCCAAGUUUUGUGAAGCACCGCGUUCGAUAGCACCUCAUGAAUGGCCGGAUGAUAUCACAAAAUGGCCGAUCUGUCGCAAAUCAGUUCUAGACGGGUCUGCGGCCGCUGGUCGGGCAGGUCACGCGGCAGAACAUAUGGCCUGUGAGGUCAUUGGCCAUCCCUGCUGUAUAGGAGUCCACGGGCAAUGUGUCAUCACCACUAGAGAACACUGUGACUUCGUAAAGGGUUAUUUCCAUGAAGAAGCGUCAUUGUGUUCACAGGUAUCUUGUCUUGACGACGUUUGCGGCAUGUUGCCUUUCAUGCGGCGACGUCGACCAGACCAGCUGUACCGCGCGUGGACGUCAUUAUUUGUCCACGCUGGUUUAUUGCACCUGGCAGCCACACUGGCGCUGCAGUGGCUCUUCAUGAGGGACCUGGAGAAGAUGGCCGGGCCAGUUAGGAUAGCUGUCAUAUAUUUAGGAAGUGGGGUCGCCGGGAAUAUGGCAUCUGCCAUAUUUGAACCUUAUAGAGCGGAGGUGGGGCCAGCUGGAUCACAUUUUGGUUUACUGGCGUGUCUAAUAGUAGAAGUAAUAGGGGCGUGGCCUCUCCUGAGGCAUCCGAAACGAGCAAUUUUAAAACUAGUCGGUAUAGCCAUAGCGUUGUUCCUCCUGGGUCUUUUACCCUGGAUUGAUAACUUCGCGCACGUAUUUGGCUUCGUGUUCGGAUUCUUACUAGCGUAUGCGUUACUGCCAUUUAUAACCUUCGGUCCUUACGAAAGACGAAGAAAGAUCGCAUUAGUGUGGGUCUGCAUGGUGUCGGCGGGCGGGAUGUUGUGCGCGCUGGUCGCGUUGUUCUACGCGGCGCCGGCGUACGAGUGUGCAGCGUGUGCGUACUUUACGUGCUUACCGUUCGCGCCGGACAUGUGCGCGUCGCAGGACGUGCGCGUGCGUCAGCUGGACGGGGUAUGACGGCGCGCGGCCCGGGCGCCCCCGCCGCCGCCGCCCCCCCGCCCUGUGUGCCGCGCGCCCCGCCCCGCGUGCGCCCGCCCCGCGCCCCCCGCGUGCUCGCACGUCCCGCGCCGCGCUGUCGCCUAGCGCCUCACCCCCGCCGCCGCCCAGACCUCAAACCGUCACCUCGCUCUUACAGCGUUACUACAGAAACUCAGCGCUCAGUUAUCGCGCUAUUGAAACAACCCCUCUUGAUGUCGAUCUUAUGAUUGAGAUUUAUAAAUAAUCGUGCGCAAUAGGCAUUUACUGUUUACCUGCUAGGUAUAACUUGGUGGGGUCAAUGCUGAAAACAAAUUCAGGCUUAUGAUAUCUAUAAUACAAGUUAAAUAGGUGUAACCUAUUCGUUGGCCAACUUGAGUUUCUGUAUUGAGUGUGCUGUAUCGCUACUGCCCACUAGUACGAAUGUGUCGGUAUGAGAGUGAGCUCUAGUUACUACCUAGGCGAUCUUUUAAGAUUUUAUAAUCGUCGAACUAGAUUAUAAAAGUGUAUGCGAAUAUUCAAUCGAUUAUUUAAUUUAUCGAUAAAGACGUAUUGUUACGUGUUAAAGUUUGUUGUUUUAUGGACUCACUGAUUUGUACUUGAAUUUCAAGAGAGCGGUCGAAUUUAUUUCACAUGCAUUUUUUCCAAUACUAUAAAUAAUGUCAUUCUAAAAUGCUAUGUUUAAGUCUGAUUUUGUAAAAUAAUUGACAUGCGAUGUUCAUUAAUGGCUGCCGAUAUGCAUAUGAAAUAUAUUCGAUCGAAAUCGGAUUACGAAUAAAAAAAAUAAAAUAAAAAAUAUUGUGCUAAAUCCACGGAUAUAGAACUUGCAAUGCGGACGCGACUUACUAAUGUAAAUAUUCUGUAAAAUAAUGUACUAAUGUUACGGUGGAAAGUGAGUCGUACUAUGUGUGGUUACGUUUCGUUUGCGUGCGUCUUACGGGACCACUGUUACGUCACAUUGUACAUUACUAACUCUGUAUUUAUACACUACAUUUUUACUUAUGUACACAGAACUAUCAUUGCAUUUCGCACACAAAACAAUAGUCUCUUCUACAUUUCCUCUCCGCAAAUGUGACCUAACGCGUUCCCGUAACAGUGUCAAAUAUACAUAAUUUAGUAUAUUACUAAAUAAUGUAAAUAUAAACAAAAAAAAAAUCACAUAUUUUUCAUCUAUUCAGUUCACCGUAUAUGAACGAAUUCAGUCUAUGUAUAAGUACUUAUUCUAAUGGAUUUUUAAUUUCGUCAAUUUAUAUAGCUGUAUCAAGUCUGCGUAGUAUUACGUUUGUUUUAUAUUAUAUGCUAGUAUAUAUACUAAACAAUUAUAUUUAGGGAUAUUUAUUUUACUACAAACAGGUUAGGAGACUUUAUAGUUCACUAUCAUUCAUACUUUACAUGUUUUAUUACGAAUUUACAUUUAAUACUAGUCACUAUGUUAAUUAUAAUAUUUUUUAGUUUAAAAAGAACAAUGUAAAUAUAUAUAAAUUUAAUCAAGCGAAAGUGGUGAUCAUUGUAAUUAAACAGUUAUUUUGCUAGGGAAUGUUAAUCGGGGAUUGUGUGUGUGAGAGUGUGUCUGAACAUUUUGUACAACUGCCAUGAUACCAUUGUAGAUAUAUAUACAUAUAUAAGAGUCGUAAGAAUAUGUAUUAACUCCUAAAUUGCGCACAUGCCUAGUUUAUUUCUAUGAAUGUAUCCGUUUGGGGACACUUAAGUGGCGUCCGUGGGUUAUUACUUCUACUUGAGUCAAUGACUAAUCUAAUGACUGAUUAUCCUUACAAGCAAUUGCCACACUACGCCAGUCUAGUAAUUUACACUUCGUUUAAAUAAUUUGAGGAACAGGGGACUUACAGAAUUGAAUUAUGCUCUGUGGACGACCAUUUAAGUGUUGACAAAUGGUUAUGAAAGGAUAUAUUUUUAUAGCUAUUUUGAUUAUUGUACUUUUUCCUUAUCGUCUGUGCUUUAAAGUUUAUGUUGAACUUUCAAAAUGGCAAUUAUAAGUGUAUUCCAUGAACUCUGGUUUUUGAAAGGUUCUUCAUACAAGAUUCAUCAAGAAUACUAAAUGUAAUAAAGCGACUGUGUAUUAAAUAUAUCAAUAUAUAUACAAGGUGUUGUUUUAAAGCCGCGUCAUUUUCUAGGAGGUAACUCGGCUAUCGA
This is a messenger RNA of Spodoptera litura, 5574 nucleotides long. It is a transcript of the gene rho-5, whose product is annotated as rhomboid-5. Gene Ontology annotation, molecular function: serine-type endopeptidase activity. Gene Ontology annotation, biological process: regulation of protein secretion; regulation of epidermal growth factor receptor signaling pathway. NCBI's taxonomy places the organism in Eukaryota, Metazoa, Arthropoda, Insecta, Lepidoptera, Noctuidae. Gene Ontology annotation, cellular component: endoplasmic reticulum membrane. The record is from RefSeq and is a predicted model, not a curated record.